Fraxinus pennsylvanica is the source of this 381-nucleotide messenger RNA. NCBI's taxonomy places the organism in Eukaryota, Viridiplantae, Streptophyta, Magnoliopsida, Lamiales, Oleaceae. The record is from the annotation of a GenBank genome assembly.
AUGUUGAGUUGCAUAUUGACCGGAAUGACUCUUGUUCAGGAAAAUCUAAUCAGGCUCACUUCUGAAAAUCCAGAGGCCUUUGAUUCUGAUCGAUUGGAACAUCAACUUGCCCAAAAAGAAGAAGAAAAAAAGGAUGGAGUGAAUAGUGAUAAUGGUCAUACAAGAGAGAAAAGAGGGGUUGGGAUGAAAGAAAUGGCACUGCUGGAGGUGGUUAUAGAGGAAGAUGUCAGUGAAGGAGAGGACAUGAGUAGUUUGUUAGGAAAGGAAUUUGCCAAAAAAUGGAGGGGACCGACAAGGUUGCUGCUUUUGGAUGAGCAGUACUCGAAUAUUAGGACUAGGGAAUUGCCUGAGAGUAUAAAGGUUUAUGCUUUGCAACAUUGA